AUGUCGAUUAACGAUCUACAAACGGGAGGUUUAUUUGCGACGCAAUGUUCAAAUCCCAGCCUGGGUACAUUGAAUGCUUUGGUGUCACUAUUGGUGGAGGGAAUUUUAUCAGCUCAGUGUGAGAUUUCCAAACGGGAUGACUGGCCAGAGGAUUAUGCGGAAGAGGCUUUAAGACGAGGCCUGGAGGAUUAUGAUUUUGUGGUGAUUGGUGCCGGUUCGGCUGGAUCUGUGGUGGCCAGUAGACUAAGUGAGAAUCCAGAGUUUAAAGUUUUGGUGUUGGAGGCUGGUGGGGAUCCGCCACCGGAAUCGGAGAUCCCCGCGAUGUUCUUCGGAGUGCAAUUUACCAAUUCCAGUUUUGCCUAUUUCCCCGAACCAAAUGGCCGUGCCUGCAAGGCCUUUAAAAAUGAACGCUGCCACUGGCCUAGGGGAAAAAUGCUGGGAGGCAGCGGAGCCAUUAAUGCCAUGCUGUAUGUCAGAGGUAAUCGAGCGGAAUAUGACAGAUGGUGUAAGGAUGGCAGUGAGGGUUGGUGUUAUGACGAGGUGUGGCCCUAUUUUCAAAAGUCCACCACUCUUCAGGGAAAUCCGAAUGACCCCAAAGGUUAU
Musca vetustissima is the source of this 603-nucleotide messenger RNA. Its product is annotated as glucose dehydrogenase [FAD, quinone]-like. The transcript is spliced from 2 exons. The annotation marks the transcript as partial. The record is from RefSeq and is a predicted model, not a curated record. Gene Ontology annotation, molecular function: flavin adenine dinucleotide binding; ecdysone oxidase activity. Lineage: Eukaryota; Metazoa; Arthropoda; Insecta; Diptera; Muscidae.